Molecule: messenger RNA, 1338 nt
Organism: Condylura cristata (star-nosed mole)
Lineage: Eukaryota; Metazoa; Chordata; Mammalia; Eulipotyphla; Talpidae
Product: caspase-14-like
Exons: 7
Coding region: 108-1208 (366 amino acids)
Biological process (GO): proteolysis
Molecular function (GO): cysteine-type endopeptidase activity
Source: RefSeq, a predicted model, not a curated record
CGCCUCCCGCUUGCAAAACAAAGAGAAGCAGGAGGCGUGUGUGGCGCGCGAAGUGAGAUCGCUGGUCGGCCCCCAGACCCGGGUACCGCCAAACUUUGCGGGUGACGAUGGAGGGGAGUCCCGGGAGCGGCCCGCGCUGGGGGUCCAAUGGCCACCGGGCGCCUCAGGCCCUGGACGAGCUGCAGAGCCGUUUGCUGGAGACCCUGGGCGUGCUGUCCCCGCGGGAGCUGCGCAACUUCCGCGCCAUCCUCAAAACGGUGGACGAGGAGCCGCGGGUGAGCCAGCUGCAGCUGGAGUUGGAGGGCGACAGCGCGUCAGGGCUGGCGCAGCUCCUGGCCAAGCACUACUACCUGCCCGCCGCGCCUCGCGUGGUCACCAAGGUGCUGCAGCAGCUUCGCCGCGCGGACUUGCUGCAGCGCUGGGAGAGCGAUCCUGCAGCCGACCGAGCCGUGAUUCCAAGAAAAUGUCUAAAGAGAAGCUAUGACUGCAUGGAUGGUGACCUGGACUGCUACGACCUGAGUGGUGAGCGGAAAGCUUUCCUCAUGUGUGUGACGAAAAACAGGCCAGGCGCUGAGCAGGACAUCGUGCUGAUGGAGGAGUGGCUGGGCCAGUGCCAGUUUGAACAGACGUCCUGCAUAGAUCCUGACAAAAGGGAGUUACUUGGCCAAAUAACAUCAUUUCGUGAUGGUCUCAAUGAAAAGAAAGGUGAAAUUGGCUGUUGCCUUGUUACUCUUAUGUCCCAUGGAGAGAACGGCUUCAUUAAAAUGAAUAAUGGUGAAAGAAUCAGCUUGGAAGACAUUUUUGAAAUGUUUAACAAUAAAAAUUGUCCGGCACUUCAAGAAAAACCAAAAAUCUUUAUAAUCCAGGCCUGCAGAGGAGAGAAAAGAGAUACUGGUGUGGAAACGGAUGAUGAGCCCCUGGAUUUUGAUGACAUAUCUGAGAAGAAGAGGCUGCCUACAUUCAGCGACUAUUUUAUCAUCUAUCCCACCCAUCCAGAUCAUGUGGCUUUACGGCACUCCAGGACUGGCUCUGUGAUGAUUAAGGCGAUGGCUGACAUUUUUAAGAAAUAUGGAAAUAAAUGGCACAUUGUUGACUUUUUCACCAGAGUGAAUAACAGAGUGGUGCACUCAGAUUAUCAUAUGCGUGAGAAGACAAUUAAAGUAUCACUUGUAAUGGAAUCAACUUUGACUAAAUCUGUGUACUUCUGAGAUCAGGAAGGUUGAAAAUAUACGGACUGCUUGAUAACAGACUUUGUGAAGUGCCGGGAGGGUUUAUAGCCCACCACGGGUGAUCAUUUUUCAUUAUUUGUCACUAGUUGUAUUUCUCUAUUUUUUUUUG